Messenger RNA from Ochotona princeps (American pika), 1617 nucleotides. RefSeq names its product mitogen-activated protein kinase kinase 4 (gene MAP2K4). The transcript is spliced from 12 exons. The coding region runs from base 78 to 1313 and encodes 411 amino acids. The record is from RefSeq and is a predicted model, not a curated record. NCBI's taxonomy places the organism in Eukaryota, Metazoa, Chordata, Mammalia, Lagomorpha, Ochotonidae. Gene Ontology annotation, molecular function: JUN kinase kinase activity; ATP binding. Gene Ontology annotation, biological process: protein phosphorylation; MAPK cascade.
CGCCCCUCGGCCCAGCGAGAGGCCGAGCUUGCUGCAUUGCAGCCGCCGCGGCGCCGCUCGGCUCCUGACUUCCAACAAUGGCGGCUCCGAGCCCGAGCGGCGGCGGCGGCGGCUCCGGGGGCGGCAGCGGCAGCGGCACCCCGGGCCCCGUCGGCUCUCCGGCGCCGGGCCACCCGGCCGUCAGCAGCAUGCAGGGCUUUCAGAUAAACUUCUGUGAAAUGGCACAAAGUAAACGCAAAGCACUGAAGUUGAAUUUUGCAAAUCCACCUUUCAAAUCUACGGCGAGGUUUACUCUGAAUCCCAAUCCGACAGGAGUUCAGAACCCACACAUAGAGAGACUGAGAACACACAGCAUUGAGUCAUCAGGAAAACUGAAGAUCUCCCCUGAACAACACUGGGAUUUCACUGCCGAGGACUUGAAAGACCUUGGAGAGAUUGGACGAGGAGCUUAUGGUUCUGUCAACAAAAUGGUCCACAAACCAAGUGGGCAGAUAAUGGCAGUUAAAAGAAUUCGGUCAACAGUGGAUGAAAAAGAACAAAAGCAACUUCUUAUGGAUUUGGAUGUAGUAAUGCGGAGUAGUGACUGCCCAUACAUUGUUCAGUUUUAUGGUGCACUCUUCAGAGAGGGUGACUGUUGGAUCUGCAUGGAACUCAUGUCUACCUCGUUUGAUAAGUUUUACAAAUAUGUAUAUAGUGUAUUAGAUGAUGUUAUUCCAGAAGAAAUUUUAGGCAAAAUCACUUUAGCAACUGUGAAAGCACUAAACCACUUAAAAGAAAACUUGAAAAUCAUUCACAGAGAUAUCAAACCUUCCAAUAUUCUUCUGGAUAGAAGUGGAAACAUCAAGCUCUGUGACUUUGGCAUCAGCGGACAGCUUGUGGACUCCAUUGCCAAGACGAGAGAUGCUGGCUGUAGGCCUUACAUGGCACCUGAAAGAAUAGACCCGAGCGCGUCGCGACAAGGAUAUGAUGUCCGCUCUGACGUCUGGAGUUUGGGGAUCACGUUGUACGAGUUGGCCACAGGCCGGUUUCCUUAUCCGAAGUGGAAUAGUGUGUUUGAUCAGCUGACACAAGUCGUGAAAGGAGAUCCGCCACAGCUGAGUAAUUCUGAGGAAAGGGAAUUCUCCCCGAGUUUCAUCAACUUUGUCAACUUGUGCCUUACGAAGGAUGAAUCCAAAAGGCCAAAGUAUAAGGAACUUCUGAAACAUCCCUUUAUUUUGAUGUAUGAGGAACGUACCGUUGAGGUCGCAUGCUACGUUUGUAAAAUCCUGGAUCAAAUGCCAGCUACUCCCAGCUCUCCCAUGUAUGUCGACUGAUAUCGCUGCUACAUCAGACUCUAGAGUAAAAGGGCUGAGAGGAAGCAAGACGUAAAAGAGUUUUCAUCCCGUAUCACAGUGUUUUUAUUGCUCGCCUAGACACCAUGUGCAAUAAGAUUGGUGUUCAUUUCCAUCAUGUCGUGUACUCUGUCACCUAGAACGUGCGUCCCUGUAAUACCUGAUUGGUCACACAGUGUUAGUGCUGGUCAGAGAGACCUCAUCCUGCUCUUCCGUGAUGAACAGAACUCAUGAAAUGUGGAAGUCCGUACGAUCAAGUCGCUGGCCGUGAUUAGAUCACACCUUU